Cydia strobilella is the source of this 4731-nucleotide messenger RNA. RefSeq names its product protein eva-1 homolog C-like. Gene Ontology annotation, molecular function: carbohydrate binding. Lineage: Eukaryota; Metazoa; Arthropoda; Insecta; Lepidoptera; Tortricidae. The record is from RefSeq and is a predicted model, not a curated record. The transcript has 9 exons. The coding region runs from base 593 to 2131 and encodes 512 amino acids.
UGUAUCGACUUAUCCAUUUUAAAACCUCGGUGCACGUAUCCAAUACCGGUUAAUACCACUUCAGCAAUAUUUCAGCGACAGUCCGCGUUAUAAUGAUAACCGUUCUGCGCAGAGAAUCUGGCGAAAGCUCUGAAAUACAGUCAUCUGAAUGGGCCAGUCGCCCGCCAAACGCCGACGCAUUGGGACGCGUACGUGAUUUCGACACCCAUUCAUUUGCGCGUGCACCAUUCAUAGUAACUUUACGAACCUUCAAACAUGGAAUCUAAGUGCCGGUGAUACUUGUGUGCCAGUGCUAACUUUAAUAACCAUGAAGUGAAUUUUGAGCUUUAAUUAAGAUUCGAAAUACAAAAUAUUGCAGUAGCAGUGUUUGCGUGGUGUUAAUUGUAAAGCGACUGAUUAUGUUUCGAGGUGUUAAUUAGGGCUGGACGCAUUGGGUGUUUAUAGGUAUUUUGACAAAACGGAUUUGAUUCGCACUGACAAAUACCUAAGCCGCCAACCAGUGCCAUGUAUUCAGCCUAGAAUACUAGUUAUGUGCACUAGUGAUGCAGUCAACAUGCGGUUUAAGUGUAUCUAUCAAACAUGUGUGAAUUGAAUGGACCAGUCUAACCCGGCCGCAGACGUGCGCGCAGCAAUGGCGCGGAAAACAGGCCUCCUCGUCCUACUGUGGAUAGCAAUUUUCCCAUUGUACCGAGCGGAUAAUCUUGAACUGCUUCUUGGCACGCUUCGAACACACCAGAAAGCCGCCUGCGACGAAGAAAUGGUGUCCCUCAUAUGUCCUCGGGGUACCACCAUCAGUAUUCAAGUGGCUCAGUAUGGGGCGUCGGCAUCCCAGGGAUCCUGUGCCUCGGAGCUGGCGGAGUACCAGCCGGUAGCUGUGGAGGUGGUGGGAGAUACUAGUUGUUCUUGGCCUGCAGCGCUGCAGUAUUCAUUGUUACAGACGGUAGUAGAAGCGUGUCAGAAGAAGCGACAGUGCAAGUUCCACACCAGCCCGAAAGCCUUCGGAGUGGACCCUUGCCCGGGAUCCAGGAGGUUCGUCGAAGUCGCCUACAAAUGCCGUCCUUAUGAGUUCCGCAGUAAAGUGGGUUGCGAGAAUGACGUGUUGCACCUCAGUUGCAAUCCGCACUCAAGAGUAGCUAUUUACUCUGCUCAGUACGGGCGCACCGAGUAUGACUCCAUACAGUGUCCGCAGCCGAGAGGGAUGAAGGAGGAAACAUGCCUGGAGCCUUACGCGACGGAGACGGCGAUGCGAGAAUGCCACGGGAAGAGAAGGUGCGUGCUGUCGGCCGACAGCAACAUGUUUGGGAAGCCGUGCAGAAUGGGCAGCCGGACUUACCUUAAGGUCGUUUAUACUUGCGUGCCCCGAACGGUUUUGAAGGAGCGGUACGAGAGUGCACCCGAGGAAGACGAGGUUGCUCACGACGUAUCAGAGCUCGAACACGACGAUGUCGAUGAAUCCAACGACCGGUGGUGGGGUGAGUCUGCGGUGCCGCCUGCGCCGGCGGUGGCAGCCGUGCCUCCUCGCCCUUCCGUAGCCACUGCUGCCAAUGUCACUAGCAUCGUCAGAAGCGAGCCCUCACCUUCACCUAGACCUGAGAGAGAUGGUGCAAAUUAUGAUACAUUCACCACUAUGUAUGCGUAUAUCAUUGCGGGGGUGGCCGGAGCCAUGUCGCUGUGCAUCAUCGCAGUGGUCGCGCGGUGCGUGAUCCGCAAGAGAAGCCGCGACCAACCUAAGGGCCCCGACGUCUCCGCCAGCACUGAGAUCCCCAAUGGCUUCAACGACAGCAUAUCAGAGGUCGAUAACGACAUCAACAUCACCAGCUUAUCUGUCCCGGUCGAUACCGUUGAUUCUGGCUUAAAGCCAGAAAUGCAAUUCACCGACGUCGCUCUCAGUCCGAAAAUCAAUCGGUACGUCGGCCGACCUGUGCCUAAUACCUACCCUCACGUCAGCACUAACAUGUACGGGCAGGUUGCCGAAUUCCCCAUAGAAAUGCCGCUCCGAACUAUGCCCCACGGCACGUUAGGUCGCGGUGUAGCGGUCAAAACACUGCCUCGAGUCCAAGUGCAAAACGAGACGGACCCUAACACCAGGAGUUUAUAUCGAUAUUCCAACGCCCAGUACUACUUUGGGUGACAACAAGAAAACCAAGGUACGGACGUAUCUAGAACUUAUUGUUUUUAGUGAAAUGUAGUGAAGUGAAUAUAGGACUUAGUGGAUUAUAAACAAUGUCCUACUUUUAAAACUGUGAUACUGUGAUAUUAAUUGAAGAUCUUUCAUAAUGAACGCCACAGAAUUCUAUAAGAUAUUAGGAAUAUGAAAUACAUUGUGUCGGAGAGAAUUCUGUCUAGUUAAUUAAUAUGGAGAGUUUACUUGUUGUGAAAUUAAUUCUUAUACUUACAUUAGUUGAGGUUUUGAAGUUGUAGUUUUGAAUUGAGUUUAUUGAUGAUAAAUUAUACUUAACUGAUCGAUGACAUUAAUUAUGUAUUACUUAUCUACCUUUUAUUUUACAUUAAAAAACAAACUUCGCCAAUUUUCAAUUAAAACUUUGGUGUGCCUAUUUAAAUAUUAUUGUUUUCAGAAACAAAAUUUUCUUGCAAGGAGAUAAGAUAUAUUUCAAUCUUUCGCUUCGGCGCAGAAAUCUCAGGCGUGAAAGUAUUUUAAUAAAGCUACGGUCAUUCCAGAUUCGUUUUACAUUUUGUUAUCAUCUGAUCUUUUACAUUGAACUGCAUAUUUCAAUAAAUUACUAUUUCUAAGAAUUUUGUUACGCUUUUGUUUCUAAUUUUCUUUCUGUUAAUGUAUUCAUUUAUCGAUUAUUGAAAAACACCCUGCAGACUUGUGUAAUAAUAAUUUUGGGCAAAACGAUCGGAUUAUGAAGACAUAAUUUUAUUGAAAUAAGGAGACUGCAUUUUAUUGUUCUUUUAUGCAAGAAUUCUCAAGCGUAGCCAAAAUGUGGACCUGUUACAGUCAGGCGCGGAUGACAUACCUACUAAAGAACUUUUGUGCACUGAGAAGCAACGACCAGGAGACAGAUUCGGAUUUAAAUUCUUAUUCAGGAAAGUUUAUGGAUUUGAUGUGUCAGCUGUCUGUUUCAGAAAUGUAACUUUUGACUGCUGACAGAUCAAAUCCGUAACUGUUAUAGAAUAAAAAAUAAAAAUCAGUAUCGCACUCCUGGGUUUGGGAUAAAAUUUGACCGAUACAAAGUAGUGUAAAUAUAAUUAUUAGCUACAAAGCGUCAACCACUUUACCGCCUAUUGUGCCCAAGGUUAUCAAUUUGCAUGGAAAUGUACUCAACCGGUUAAGAAGGUUCUACUAGGUACGGCGAAGCUUUGCUUAUAAUAUUGUAUCGACCCCACUCAUAAGAAAUUGCCCAGGCCCGAAAUUGCUAGCUAGCAAUUGGAUUUGAUUAUAUUAACCAAGAGUUUAUGCGUUUAACUGGUUUUUAUGUUUAUGUAGACUGUAUCAGUAUGUAGUUGGCUGCAGACGAAUCCGAAAUUUGAUUUUGCUAUUCGAAGUGGUUAGUGUUAACGGGGGAUAGGGCUGUAUUACUAUGAUCGCAUAUAAUAAUAUCGAAAUUAAAUAGAUAUACUCUUUUACUAGCCUUUAAGUGUCCCGCUGCUGAACACAAGACUCCCCUCUUUCCCGCCGUUUGGUCCUAUCCUAUUACUCCCACCGCUCUUCACAAUAUUUAUGUAUAUUCAUAUUCAUAUUCUUUAUUUGUAUUAAUUAUACAUUGUCAUGGAUGCGUAAUAUAUGCGUAUAUUCUAUCUAAGUAGAUACAAGUAAUACAUUUAAUGUAAUCGUUCCAGUAAAGACAGUUUUUUAAUGCUCUGCCAUAUCCCGCGAGGUGAAUAUAUGACCAUGACCCGGUUGUCGUAUAGAAGACAUAUAAAUUCAAUCAUUCGAAGUGUACCCAUAAAAUAUAUUUUUUUUUCAAUUUCAUUGUAUUAGAAAAAAUAAUAUCUGUAUAUUUUAUUACCUCGCGGAGUGUCAUUGGUCAGACAUUAAAAAAACAUCCUAUAUUUAGCCGAUUGUGCAGUACCACGUGAAUACAUGAAUCGGUUUAACGGGUGCUUUCCUUUUAUUCCAUGGAAAUGUAGUCUAAUACGAGAUUGCAUUUAAAUAUUUUAACAGUAUAAAUUUCGAACAAGUUUGAGAACAAAUCAAAUUAUUUUAUUAAAUAUUAUUCGGCCUUCACCACUGGAGGGCUUCGUCACUUUUUCUUUAAUAUAUGACAUCUAUUACAGUUUUUAGUAUAAAUUUCGUCACUUAACAAAAGCUCUUAUUUACAAACGCCAGGGCUCUUCAACUACUAGAAAAUGGACUCCACUUUCGAUCAGGACAGCUUAUGAAAGGUAUGGUUUGUGGGAUCGCCGUAUAUUCAAAUAAUUGUCUUACAUUGCCAAAAAAGGAGAAGGCUCUUUACCUAAAGAGCUGACUUUUCAUUUAGAUAUUAAUGAUAUCGAGCAUCUUCGAAAAACCUUCGAAGACACGUAUUAAUUUGUAACUUGGGUUUACAUUAUACUAAAAAUAUCAGUUCUAUGGAAUUACAGUAAAGUACUAGUAUUAUGUGGGAAAACGUAUCGUCAUGUGGUUCACAAAGGCUCUAUAAAAAAAAUGACUGACAUUUAAAUUACUAUUUAGAACACAUUAUUUGAUAUUAUAAAAAAAUAAUUAAGGUCUGUACAGAAAACUUUUUAUGUGGUACAUCGAUUAAAUAUUAAAUUAUAUGCACA